Cuscuta europaea is the source of this 1297-nucleotide messenger RNA. NCBI's taxonomy places the organism in Eukaryota, Viridiplantae, Streptophyta, Magnoliopsida, Solanales, Convolvulaceae. The record is from the annotation of a GenBank genome assembly.
CUUUUCCGCCUUUUAAAGUCCCUUUCUUUUCCUCAUUCAAAUAAAUAAAUCCAUAAACCCCUCACUUGAGAUCUGAAAUUCCUCUUUACAGAUUUCUUAUCCUCAUUAUUAUUACAUUAUCUGCUUCUGAUUAUUCAAGAUUCAAGAUUAUUGCUUACUUACUAGCUACAUUCGUACGUAUACUACGCCCAAAAUGGCAAAGAUCAACGCUUUCCGGCGGCUGUUCCUCCCCUGCUUCACUCCGGCCACCGGGAACCACACGCUUCCGAUCGCGGCGGUCUCCGGCGCCACCAAGAAGAGGCUGAGCACCUCCCUCCGCGAUAACAUUGACGACCCAAAGGAGAAAUCAGGGAAUAAUGACGAUAACGCGCAAGAAGAGUACUCUGACCCGAACAGCCCCACCUGCACCGCCGCGUCCGCCGCCGUCCUGCCGCGGUCAUCCAAGACUAUGGUCGUCGGGACCAUAUUCGGCCACCGCCGCGGCGGCCACGUCUGGUUCUGCGUCCAGCACGACCGGCUCAAUACGCGGCCGUCUCUGCUUCUUGAGCUCUCGAUAGCCGCCACGACGUUGACCCAAGAAAUGGGCGGCGGGCUUGUCCGGAUCGCGCUCGAGUUCAAGAAUGACUCGCCGGAGUCGGAGCUCAGCCACUGCCCGCUCCACUCCAUCCCGCUCUGGACCCUGUUCUGUAACGGGCGGAAACUCGGGUUCGCGGUCCGGAGGAAACCCACGCAGCAGACCCGGCUCAUGCUCAAGACAAUGCAGUCAAUCUCGGUCGGGGCGGGCGUGAUUCCCUCGGGAUUCGGAUCGGGCGAUGGACCGGAAGACCUCAUGUACAUGCGGGCCAAUUACGAGUGCAUAAUCGGGGGCGCGGAUUCGGAGUCGUUUCAUUUGAUCAACCCGGAUGAAGGUCCGGGUCAAGAAUUUAGCAUCUACUUGCUCCGGUCACGGUAAUGGAUAUGGGAACCGUGCUCCGACCCGAAGAAAACAAAACCCGUUGGGUUUUUCUGGUUCUUGAAUUUUCUUUAGUCAGCAGAAGGAAGAAGAAAGGUGAUGGAAAACUAACUGGCGGAGAUUUUUUUUCUUGAAUUUUGAAUUCUAUUGCUUUUCCUUCAAAAAAAAUCAUAGCUUUUCAGUUUUCCUAUCUUUUCGGGUCGUCGUACGUCAUGGGUUUUUGUGAAGGAAUUUGUAGGACAAAGGCUGAAUUUCUGAUUUAAUUAUUAGGCUUAUCCCUGACCGUGACCUUCAAUUCAUUCUUUAUCCCCAACCCAAAAAAAAACUCUUGUUAGUGAAUUUUAU